AUGGACGAGGAAGCAGAUCUCGCUUUGCUGGAUCAACAUCUUCUGAAGACGAACCUACUCUCUCAGCGAAUGACCAAUAUCCUUGGUCAAUUGGAUACGAGACUUUCAAGAUUAGAUAAAACUAUAGCACCUUUAGGACUUGGACCAUUGACUAAGAAGGAUACUAAUAUCGAAUUAAUAUUACAAGCUUUGAAUGGUAAUGGUAAUGGUAAUGGUAACUCUUCGCAAUCUUCCUCAUCGAAUAAACCAUCAUCUUCAAUACCUCCGUUAAGACCUCUUCGGAGUAUACCUGUACCAUCGUUCAAUUCGGACUCAAAUCCUAGUCCGACCAUUCAAACUACAGGUUUAGGUUCACUUCCUAAGAAUAAUGGCAUACUAUCACCGAUAUCCUCGCCGUCAAUCUCGAAACCAUCUCCAGUAUCAGGACCUUCAAUCAAAGGCUUCUCUUUGGGAACACCACUAGGAAACCCGUUACCAUCACAUUUGAGAACACGUACGAAUGACCUAUCUCCAAUCCAAUCUGCUGCUCCUUCAACGACAGCCAGUCCGGCAGACGAAACUGCUUUAUUAACCAGGGGACCGGAUAUCAUGUCUCUAUCUGAAUACAAUACUGCUUUCGAUGGAGUUGUGACUGAUCUGGAAAGGAUGUAUAAAGGUUUGAUGGAAGGUAGAGGUGGUGCGAGGGAAGCGGGUGUAAAGGAUUUGGCAAGUUCUCCAUUUUUUCAUUGGGAUAGCGCCCUCGUCGAGAUUGGGUUCUCGGGAAUGACACAGCUAUUCCUCAAGAUAUCGAAAGAUGGAAUGGGUAAAACUAUCGAUGCUGAGGCUCUACUGAAUAGUGGUCCCCCAACACCCCCAACACUCUUUCCACCAAUUAACACUCUCCUCCCUCUUACAUCCAAAAUCAACUCAACCCUCUAUCCAAGGAAUCCAACUCCCAAGACCCUCUCUAUCGUUCAACCAAUAUGGGAACAAACGAUAUCUUCCUUCGCUGAGAUGAGAGGAGAUUGGUUUUGCCGAUGUCUCAGCGGACUAGUGAGCAGAGUGGAAGAGAUUGAUGAAGGUGGGAUCUGGUCAGAAGGAAGAGGUAGAGAUAAAGUGAGAGGGUUAGUUGGGUUAUGGGAAAGUCUUUUAAAUCUUGCUGAGGCCGAGACAUUACUCAUAACCACAUUAUUCCCUACUCCUCCACCUACUUUAUUGCUUCAAACUCUAUCUUCACCCACACAACUUCUCACUUCAACAUUACAACCUACUUUGAAUUCCAUCAAAAAAUCACUAUCAUCACAAAUAUUCACAGCGCUAGACCUAUAUACAUCGUUGACAAAAACACAAAUAUCGUGGGAUCAAGGUUUGACCAAAUGUUUUCAAAUGACAUACACACCUUCAUCACCUGAAACAAAAGAUAAUUUAUCGAUUUUGAAUCAACCGAUAUCGACUUUGAGAUCGUUGUCAUUAAGAUCAUUCCCUGAAUUAUUAGUUGAUAUCAGAACAACACAAAUUGAUGGACCUCCAACUUCCUCUAUAUCAGAAACGACCCACUCGACUCUGAAUUAUCUGGAGACUCUACCUCAAUACGAAAAUGUCGUCGAAGGUCUAUUGGGUAAAAGUCACAGUGAAAGAUCUUGGUUGAUGGGUCAAAAAGAUCCUCCUAGUCCAGCUAGAAAUGCCAAUGAAGAAGGCGGAACUGUCAAUCUGUUUGUCGCCGAUGUACUCGGCACUCUUCUUAUUCAUCUGGAUGCAAAAUCAACGUCGAUGCGAAAACCUAUUGGACAGGCAUUCUUACUGAAUAACCUGUCGCACAUAAGGAAUACAACAUCUUCCUUCAAUUCUGAUAUCAUCGGACCUGGAGCGGAAGACAUGUUGAACAAGGCAUUCAGAGAUGCUAAAAGUCAAUACUUGACAGAGUUCCAUUUGUUGGUCAACUUGCUGACGACAACACAUUCAACGCCGCGGUUCGGUGUACCUGUGCCACAAGGCGAAAGACAUCACUUGAAAGAAUCUGCAAAUCAAUUCUUCGAGAAAUUAGCCGAAUUAGAGAAUAUAGUCUUACAAUAUCCAUUGAAUAGACAGGACCCAGAUAUGAGAGACAGAAUCUCGAGAGAAGCAGAGAAUAUCAUAAGAGGUGGUUAUGAUGCCUUUUGGGGCAGAUGUGCUGGUAAAGGUAUUGAGAAAUAUCUAAGAGGUUCACCGGAUGAUGUUACAAGGAGAGUACAAGCUAUGUUCCGGUGA
Kwoniella shivajii is the source of this 2226-nucleotide messenger RNA. RefSeq lists its product as uncharacterized. Gene Ontology annotation, molecular function: phosphatidylinositol-4,5-bisphosphate binding. NCBI's taxonomy places the organism in Eukaryota, Fungi, Basidiomycota, Tremellomycetes, Tremellales, Cryptococcaceae. The coding region runs from base 1 to 2226 and encodes 741 amino acids. Gene Ontology annotation, cellular component: exocyst. Gene Ontology annotation, biological process: exocytosis. The transcript has 11 exons. The record is from RefSeq and is a predicted model, not a curated record.